This is a messenger RNA of Chlamydomonas reinhardtii, 8858 nucleotides long. RefSeq lists its product as uncharacterized. The transcript is spliced from 13 exons. Gene Ontology annotation, biological process: receptor guanylyl cyclase signaling pathway; cGMP biosynthetic process; intracellular signal transduction. The coding region runs from base 785 to 6358 and encodes 1857 amino acids. The record is from RefSeq and is a predicted model, not a curated record. Gene Ontology annotation, molecular function: peptide receptor activity; guanylate cyclase activity. NCBI's taxonomy places the organism in Eukaryota, Viridiplantae, Chlorophyta, Chlorophyceae, Chlamydomonadales, Chlamydomonadaceae.
GAGUAGAGAAUGACAAGUGGCGUGUCAAUCCGAGCAGGGCUUGCAGGCACGCUUAGCAAUCUAUUGAGCACAAACACCCAAUACCAGUCAUACUGCUUAGCCUCUACCUUGACCCAGAAGGAGAGUCGAGGACGCUGCAGCUCUGAAUGAGUUCUGGGAAAUGUUGUGCUGCUUCGGUGGCAACCAGUCCGUGGUCACAUCCUCCAAAGACAGCAGCACCCCACUUUCAAUCACGGCAGCUGGGCAGCUGGGCGACCGUGCUGGUUCACAGAAUGGUGCGACUCACCCUGACGCCGGCGUCAGCGAGGCGCAGUGGUCUACGCAGCAUAGUCGUACACAUAACGACACAGCUUCUUCCAGACAGGCCGCAGUCGGAGUCCCGGAACCCGCUGUCGCCAACCAUAGUCAGCAGGCGUGCCUGAGGGACGACGCGUGGCCUUUGCCACAAGGCAAGCCCGAUGGGACCUCAUACCAGUCGGUAGCUUCCCAAAAUGACAGAUUGGCGAGGGCGGGGGUAUGCGACGAAGCUGCGCAGGGCGGUGCUGCCCCGAAAGGGCAGUUGCGCCCUGACACGGCACGUUUGCGCGUCUCGUCCGAGGCAGAGAGGCUCUCAACGCGCCCUGGUCCAGCAAUUUAUGGCGGUGUAGCAACGGAUGGCAGUCAUAUCAUUGUUAACUCUGGCAGUCGAGCGGCUUCGCCACCGCUGCGGUCCCCGCGACCAGACCAGCUACAGCCGCAGACGCCGGCGCCCAUGCCGCCCCGUUCACAGCAACUGCGCGAAUCGAUGGUGUUUUUGGCGACUCCAAACAUCACCACCGUCUUCGAGCCCGCGAGCGGUCGUCCGCUCCUGCAGAACCCCGCCUCGGUCGCCUACUACGGGGAGCGCACCCUGGCUGGCGGUGCUGGUGCUGGUGGGGCGGCGCUGCUGACGCAGCCGGGGCAGCAGGAGGCGGGUGCGGACGUUCUGGCUGAGGUGUUUGCGCUCGAGCCUCAAAAGCUUGAGCAGCUCUUGUCGGCGCUCGGACUGUAUGAGGAGGAGGACGAGCAGGCAGAAGGCGGGGAGCACGAGGAAGAUGGCGAUGGGGAGGAGCAGGGUCACCGCGACGACGAACACGGGGCUGAUGCCAGCACCCACGGCGGGCGGCGCGGGGGCUCGCGGCGUGGCCGGCGGAGAGGCGCCCGCGAGCGACAAGCGGCCGAACUAUCGGCAGCAGCGACAGCUGUGUGGAAAGGCGUCGUGCGAGUGCCGCCCGGCCUGGCUCCGCCGGCGACGCACAUGUCGUCUGGUAGGCACAAUGCCCACAGCAGCGCCGGCCCCUUCGCACACCGCAAUCACGCUACGCACGCCGCUCCGGGGGUGCACACCAGCGCCAUCGCUGACGCCGACUCGCAGCUGCUGCCACUGCCGGCGGGCGCCGCGUCCGCGCAGCCCGCACUCACAGCUGUCAUGGCUGUGGACGACCUGACGGGCAGCGGCGGGCUCGGCAGCGGCCGGAACUUGGCUGGCGGCGGCCGGCCGGCAGGCCCCAAUGCACUCGGCGGCGGCGGCGGCGGCAUGAGCGGCAGCCGCCAGCGGGCCGGAGCAGGCGGCAACAUUUGCAGCACCAGUCACUCGGCCAGCAACCUAUGUCACAACCCGGUGAUGAUGGCAAGCGACAGCGCCGAGCGCGGCGCUGCCGCCAGCGGCGCUGCCGCCGUUGCUUCCGGCCGGCUGGGCAGCGCCGUUGGCGCGCCGUCGGGUACCGACAGCCGCAAGCGGCUGUUGGGCUCGGCGGUGUUGGCGGCGGGCUCGGUGUCGGCAGCGGUGCGGCGGGGCCUGUCAGGGCCCUGGUCUCGCCUGAUGCGGCCAAGGUCAGGCACGGGCAUGGGGCCAGCCGACGGCGCCGGCAGUGCCGGCUACCAGGACAGCGGCGGCGGGCGCGACAGCGCCGGCGCAUCGCCGCGCCCCCGGGCCACGGCCCAUAGCGGCAGCGGCGGCGACAUUGGAGCAUUGCUGGUGGCGUUGCACACGGCGCCCAUCCCACACCGGGGCCCUCGCCGCUCCGCCACCAGCAACGACAUCGUCACGUUGAGGGAGGCAGCAGCGGCGGCGGCGGGGGCGCCGGCGGCGGCCAGGACCGGCGAUGGCGGCGUCAACUCUGCAGCUGCCGGUGAGGGGCAAGCGGCUGCAGCGCGCGCGCCACCUGCCCGCCCCCCACUGCUGCCGAUGUCUGCGGCGGCGGCUGCAGUCGUUGCGGCUGCGCGCGGAAACCAGGCCUCGUCAGCGGACUGGCAGCUGCGCCGCAGCGGCCCUGGCACAGUCGUCUCCGCCGUUGACGCCCGCGCCUUCGCCCGGCGUAGCGCGCUAGCCGAUCUGGGCACCGGUGCCAGCAGCACCGGCAGCCGCCCGGCCGUGCCCAGCUCCACCAUGCUGCAUGCUCGCUCCGACGCACGCCCGAUGGCGUCCACCACCGCCGCGACGACGUCGCUCGCAACGUCCACGUUCAUGAUGGGGCUCGGCAUGGCGACGCCGACGCCGCAGCGGCCAACGCGCCAGGCCUCGGGCCUGCAAUCCUUCUCUAACGGGCAGCGGCCGCCGCCGCAGCUGCCAUCCGGCGAGCGGCCGCCGCAGCUGCCAUCCGGCGAGCGCGCCUCGGGCUCGCCAUCGCGACCGGUGUCUGCUGCGGGCAACACCGCCUGGGCCCCUCCACGGGGUGGCCUCACGGGCACAGCAUCCAUGCCGGUGACAGGCAUGGCGGCGGCGGCGGCGGCUGGCGGCGGCGCCGCUCCGGUGGGCAUAGUCGACGGGGUCCCGAUGGACGUGCAGCGGUACACGGACCUCCUUGAAGGCGGCGGCGGCACUGGCAGCGGCGGGGUCAAUGUACGCGUCAGCAACACCAGCGGCGCCUUCGUUGCUGUGCUGCGGUCCACUGCCGACGGCGAGGCAGAUGCCGGGAUGUUGGAGCGCACGUCGAGCGUCACGGCCGUCCGGCGGCUGCCGCGCAGGACGGCCAGCGUGGUGGGUGGCGCCAGCACCACCACCUUUGGCAGCCCCACGAUAAUGGGGCCAGGCGGGGCAGCGGCGGGGGCGGCUCAGCAGGGAGGCGCGACUGGCUCUGUCAUGAGCCAGGGGGCGAUGGUGGGCGUGUCACGUGCGGUGGCCUUCGCCGCAUCGCUGCGGACCGCACCAACGCUUGCAGCUGCGGCAGUGGCGACGCCACAAGUUGGCAGCCCAGUGGCUGGCAGCAUCACCGGAGGCGCUGCCACCGGUGCCGGCGGCUCUGUCGCCGUCGCCAUGGCUUCGGCUAGCAGCACCCUAGGCGGCGGCGGCGGCGGCGUCAGCCGUGGUAGCGGCAGGCGGUGCACGACCACCGACAGCAUGGCGCGUGACCAGGUCGCCAUGAUGGGCUCAUCGCCGCAGCCGAUGCUACUAGGCCUUGCAUCAGAGCCGGCGGACGGCAUGGCCCCGCCCCGUGGCGCCUUUGCUAUUCUCAGGAACACCGGCGUGGGGCCCGGUAGUGUUGGCGCCGGCAGCCCGGGCAGCUACGCAGGCAGCGCCGGUCCCAGCCCCGCACAGCCGAUCCGCAGUCUGCGGCUGUUUGGAGGUGCGCCCCGCGGUGGCAGCUGCAGCGACGGCUCCCCAGUGCUUGCCCGCUGCGUCAGCGGCACUGCACACCAUGUAGGCGUAGGCCCGGAGGCGGCGGUCGGCAUGGCAGUGAACGACACCGACGCGGCCGGUGGCGGCGGCGGCGGCGGCGGCGGCGGCUUCGCAUUCGGCCAGCUGCCGGCGCUUGGCGAGCCCGCCGUGGCUAUGAACCACGGCAGAGGGCUGUUUGCUUUCCCGCCACCCGACGUGCCGGUGACCGAUGCGGAGCUGGCCGCGCCGGCUGUGGCGUUGCAGCCGGCGGCAACAGAGGCGGGGGCGGCGGCGCAGCACGUCAGCGGCACCUACCUGCCUGGGUCAGCGACGCUCGCACUGCCUGCCUUGAAGUUGGGUGAGGUGCCGCCGAAGCGGCAGUCCCUGGGGCUCGUCCUAGCGGAGGCCGAUGAGUCAUGCUAUGAUGACGCGGUCGCUGGCCCCAGUGGCGGCGGCGGUGGUGGCGGCGGCGAUGGCGGCGGCGGUGGCGGCGGCGGCGGCGGCGGCGGCGCGGCUCCCGCCGCUGCGUCCGCUGCUGCCGCAGCAAACCUGGCCCGCGCGGGCUCAACUAACGGCAACGGCGACGUCGAUGAGGGCGGCGGCUUCGGACUGACGUCCGGCGGCUCGGCCGCCGGCGCCCCCAGCGUGUCGGGUCGGUACGCGGCGGCCAAGGAAACUCUGCCUCCACGCAACAGCGGAGGAGUCCCCGCCGCCGUGCCCAACGAUGGCGGUACCGUCAGCGCAAGCGGCAGCCCCAUCCCCGGGGCUGCGACAGGCGGCCCACCGUCAAAGGGUCCCUCCGGCCGGCAGCGCCUUCGCAAGGGUCUGUCCAGCGACAUGGCGGCAAAGUCGCCUGUUGCUAGCGGCGGCGCGGCCCCCUCGAUGGCGUCUUGGUACCGGCAGGGCGCUGCGGCUUCAGCGGCGGGGGCAGCAGCGGCAGCAAUAGCAGAGGCCGCGGCGGCGGCUGUGGAGAGGGAGGCGCUGGCGGUUGACGCAUUGGUGCUCGCCGCAGCCGGCAGUGAGGGCCCCGCUGGUGGCGGCGGCGGCAGGGCGGCAACCGCCGGCGGCAGGGCUGUGGAGGGGUCGUCGCGGACGUCGCGGCCCUCAGGCCUGCAGUCCGUGCUUGAGGAGCGGGGGCUGGCGCGGGAGGCGCGGCGCGAGGCGCGGCGGGAGGCGGAGCAGGACGAGGCCGAGCGUGUGCAGCAGCAGGAGGCGGCUCAGGACCAGGAGGAUGAACUGGAGGAGGUGGAGGUGGAGGCGGAGGCGGAGGAGUGCUGGCACGAGGUCUGGGCAACCAGGGCCACGGACCCCGCCACAGCAAAGGCGGUAGUGGUGCUGAGCCAGACGGACGUGACAGCCAAGGUGGUGGCUGAGCGGCACCUGGCGCUGGUGAUGGAGACCGAGCACCGCCUGCUGGAGCAGCUGUUCCCGCGACACAUCCUGCAGUACAUGGCUGAGGAGUGGACGCAGCCCGCCUUCCGCCGGCGGCAGCAGCAGCAGCUGGCGGCGGCGGCCGCGGGCGGCGGCGGCGACUGGCGGCCUGUGGUGCGCAACUGCAACGCACUGGCAACCUGGCACCCGCGCGUCACAUUGCUCUUCGCAGACAUAAAGGGCUUCACGCCCAUGUGCCAGGAGCUGCCGCCCCGUGCCGUGAUGGCCAUGCUGAACGACCUGUACAGCCGCUACGACCGCAUGCUGGACAAGCACGGCGUGUUCAAGGUGGAGACCAUCGGCGACUGCUACUUUGUGGCGGGUGGCCUCAUCCGGGAGGACGAGGACGGAAUGGCGGCGGUGCGCGGCCGCCAACAGCAGAGCCAGCCGCAGCAGCCGCCGGCACAGCAGCAGCAGCAGCAGCCGCAGGUUGUCGACUCGGCAGCCACGGCCGGUCUAGACACCAUGGCAGACGUUGCCGAUAUGGGCGGUGACAGCGUGGGGGGCGGCAGGGGGUCUCUGGGGCGCGGCAGCACGGGCUCCCGCGGCUCCGCGACCACGGCGCUGGCAGGCGAGGACCCGCUGCACGCCUACAAGGUCUUCUCCUUCGCGCGGGCGAUGCUGGAGGCGGCGCGGCAGGUCCGGAUGCCCACCAACGGGCGGCCUGUGGAGAUCCGCAUCGGCAUCCACACCGGCCCCGUGGUCAGCGGCAUGGCCGGCACACGCAUGCCGCGCUUCUGCCUCUUCGGUGACACCGUCAACACCACCAGCCGCAUGGAGUCCACGGGCGUGGCGGGUGCUAUUCACGCCAGCGCUGCGGCCUACGAACACCUGAAGCACCUUGGCGAGUGGGAGUCCACUGGCGGCAUCGAGGUCAAGGGCAAGGGCCUCAUGCGGACCUACUUGUGGCGGCCCGCCGAGGACGCCUUGCUGGCGCCGCUGUCGGUGGCGACCGCGGGCGGCGACAGCAGCAGCGGCAGCAACGCGCUUGCGCGCAGCCGGGCCACUCACGUGCAGGGCCUGGCUUCCGGCGCCAAAGGACCCACGACCUCAACCUCGUCCGCAAAAGCGGCGGCGGCGGCCGCAGCAGCCACCACCGUGGGCGGCAGCACGGCGGCCAUGCACCGCGCCCUCAUAGGCAGCCGCCUAACGCGCCUGUGCAAUAACACCUCGCGGGGACACGGGGGCGCGGCGGAUUGCGACGACGAUGACGACGGCGGCGGCAGGUGGCACUUGACCCAGUCCGUGGCGCAGCUGCAUGACGAGCUCCUGCUGAUGAACCGCGGAGGCGGAGGCGGGGCCAACAUCUGACCGCCUGCUGUCGCGGGAGGUUGCGGUGGAAGGCAGCUCACCAGCUGCAGGGCAGGCGUGAUCAAGGGUAGCUUAGCCAGCCACAGCUCACUCGGGCUACUCGGGCUGCAGGCAAGGUGCUGGUUAUGGCAUGGUCAACAUGUCGGCAGAAGUGCUGGGCGAGCCAUGGAUAUGCAGCGGAGGUCAGGCAUGGUGACUCCAUGUCUGAUGCUUCUGGCACUGCGCAUUGUUGCUUCACAGCAUCUUGCGCUGCUGAUACUUGUGGUGAGGACGGGGUGGGUAUGGUGACUCCAUAUCAGAUGCUUGCACAAUGCAUUGCGUGCGCUUACUAAACAGCAUGGUUGGCAUGUUGCACUAUCCACUCCUGCGAUGGGGUGGCGUAUUCCUGAAGUCAGCAACACUUGUCGGAGCUGCGAGCAAACGACAGGAAGUAAUAUCAUAUGGUGCAUGGAUUGAGGUGGGAUACUGGUUAUGAGUGUUAUCAUGGCUGGCUCCUGACUUUUGCCGCAGCCAUUUGCACUAGCCAUCCAAACUGUCAGUCCACAAAGUGGCGCAUGCUGCAGCUGUAGAGCAAAUUGAAAUGGAGGUCCAGGUAAAGUGCACCGAAGUCUGGCAGCGGAAGGAUAUGAGACUGAUGGUCUGCAUGACGCUGCAUUCAUUGAGUUCGUUCUUGGGAGCAAGGCGUGAGUAGAGAUGAUAGGCCAAUUUGCGUUUCGUCCUUUCAUUCGGUGGGUGUUGCGGCGCCAUGGCGCGUGCCGAACUUGCAAAAAGCGUGCUACGACAGGGACGAAGUGCGAGCUCUGCCGCGGAAUGGAUAUGCCGCGGAACCCAAGCGUGAUGACUGCUUGUCAGGUACUUGUGGCACAGCGCGCUCUUGCUUCGCUGCAUGGUGUCAUGAUUGCGCAAAAUGCACGCAUGCGAUGGGGUGGCGUGCUGCUGCAGUCGGCAGUGGGAGCUGCGAGCAGACGACAGCAAGUGUUAUCAUCCUAGUGGUUCCAGGGGGGGCGAGCAAGGCCACGUGGAGGAGGAGAGCGCGGCGCCGCCCAAGAAGCGGAGGCCGGCCGGUGUCUGGUUAGCGGUCGUUGCUGGCGAGCAUAGCACCGCACAGUAUGUGGUAGGCCGCAGCAGUGAGGAGUGUUGUGGCUGGAGGAUUUCCUGCUGUUUGGUUGAUUGCUGGCUGUGCUGUUGCUUGGCAGCGGGACGUGGCUGGAUGCAUGGCGGGCCGUGCCUGUACGAACCGACCCCGGCUAUGUCCGGGAGAUGAGGUAGACACUUGCGGCCUCAACUAGACGCGUGGCGUGGGCGCAGCCCACGUCUCCCAUGCGAGGGGAACCACAUAUCUUGUCAUCCUCGUGGUUUUAGCCGAAGAGCACCGCGGGCGCACAAGCAAGGCGUCACUAUUAGCUGGGAUGGUGAACUAGGAUGUGCGCCUGACGGAUUGUUGCUGGAUGUUGGCUAGUCGUGUGAGGCGUUCGAUUUCCAUGGUGAAGCGCACAACAAGCAUUCGUAUAUCAUGCAUGUCUGUGGCCUUCUGGACAGCAGCCCGUCGGCAGUGGUGCAAGCCGCCUCUUGGCUGCGCCGCGGGCUCUGCCCCGUCUGCAAGUGAGCACGGGGGAGACUGCUCCCCGUGGUAUCGCAUUCGACAUUCCCGCUGCGAGUGCAGCAGUUGCCAGACCGGAGCACGGGUUGGGGACCGGUAAGACUUCUGGGGCUGUGCGCGUGGCGAAGAAUGGCUGUCUGAACAAAUGGAGCAAGCGAGCUAUACGGUGUGCAAGUAUGCAGAGGUGCGCUUGAUAGCACAGGAUGCGGUGCUCCUAUGCAAAGCAUGUAUCCCGGGUAUAGCGGCACAUUAGGGCCAUGCUAGGGAUGCCAUAAGCGACGAUGGUGAGCGCCACGGAUAAUGGGCUGCCUUUCUUACUUAUCCGAAUAUGUUGCGCGCGCCAAGCAUGCUGUGUGAGCACGAGCUGUCGUUUUCCGAGUUAGAUGGGAAUGUGAUGAUGCCUUGCCCUCCUGUGCCCAUGCCUGCUCACGUGUCCAAAACACGCAUCUAUGCAGCAAUUCCAUAUUUGCAACUACAGGGACUGCUCCUUAUUGUGCAUUGUUUGGGUGGCUGGUUCCGCAGUUUGCCCACCCUUUGUGGGCGGGUGGCAAUAAUCGGCGUUGCUUCAUUCGCUGGAUGCAGCAUCGGCACAGAUAGCGUUGGGGCUGUGAAAUGCCUCAGUACUGUGGCACGUAGGAAAUUAUUGUGUGCCAGCAGUUACGGCACCCAUAGAGAGUCAGGCCAUUCAUGGCACAUGGUGUUGGUGCUUGGGCUGUUGACUGGGUUUGCUUGUUUUCGUGACCCGGUUAUGCAGGGCGCACCGGCCUCUGUCGUAUGCGUAGCAUCUAGAUGUGGUGUGUAUUUGUUGUGCCUUACACAGCAGUGACGCUAAACGGUGAUACUGGACACGCUGACUGAGGACUACAGUAAGCAACUGGCAUCCACUUAAAGGCACUUCCA